This is a messenger RNA of Alosa sapidissima (American shad), 3174 nucleotides long. RefSeq names its product inositol 1,4,5-trisphosphate receptor-interacting protein-like 2. The coding region runs from base 75 to 1571 and encodes 498 amino acids. The transcript has 2 exons. The record is from RefSeq and is a predicted model, not a curated record. NCBI's taxonomy places the organism in Eukaryota, Metazoa, Chordata, Actinopteri, Clupeiformes, Clupeidae.
GUGUGUGUGUGUGUGUGUGUGUGUGUGUGUGUGUGUGUGUGUGUGUGUGUGUGUGUGUGUGUGUGUAGGGGAGGAUGAGUGUUUACACGCUGAACCUUCGCGUGUUCUGGCCUCUGCUCAGCUGCGUGUUGGUGGUCCUACUGCUGCUUCAUCACCUCACCCUCCGGAACGUACCGGACACCUCAGCGGGUGAUGGCUGCCAGGACCCCCAGGCCCUCCUCCUCGGGCCCCUGUCGCUGCUCAAGUACGUGCUGGCGUUGGCCCUCUGCUACUUCUUCUUCCGGCACUGUGCCCGCGGGCCCGAGGGCGGCGGGGGGAGGAGGGGUCUGGGCCGGGCGCUGCUCCUGGAGGGCCACGGACGUGCCCGGCGCGAGCUGCUGGAGGACUACUAUGAGCGCGAGGUGCGCCUCUCGCCCCACGUCCUGGGCCACAGCAAGGCGCAUGUGGCCAAGCUGGUCAGCGAGCUGGUGAGGGUGGGCCGCAGCGAUGGGCCCCCGGAAUCUUCCCUGGCAUUUCGCGGCGAUCACGUGCAGAUCGGGAGCUCGUACGAGGAGCACAAGGUGGGCUCGCCGGACUGCUUCGACAUCCUUGUGCCGCUGCGGCUUCCUCGCGGGCUCACUCUGGACCCGGUGGUCUUCGCCGAGCGCCCCGGCGGGCCGCCGAUGGUCGCUCUGGAGACGCCGCGGCGCUCGGACUGGACGCGGCGGCACCGGGCGUUCGCUGAGGGCUUCCUGCGCGUGCACGCGUCCGCUAGUGCCCAGCGCCUCAGCCCGGAUUGCGUGCUGCGCUGGUUCUACCCGGCCGCCCAGCGCUGCUUGGCUACGGUCCGCUACCCUUUCGAGCAGCGCUGCGCCCUGAGCCUGUCGCUCGGCGAGGACCAGCGCGUGCAGCUCCGCCUGACGCCGCGCUCCGACUACGUCUGCUGCCACAUCUCCAUGGGCGUGCGGCUCAUCCCCGCGCUCCCCCUGGGCGACUCGGCCUUCCUGGUCCCCACGUCGGACCCGCGCCACCCGGGCGAGGACCUGUGGGCCGUCUACUUCCCCAAGCAGGAGCAGCGUCUGCUGGGUCUCCUGAAGGGACGUCUCCCCUCCGGCUCCUGCCACCUCAAGGUCCUCCAGCUGGCCAAGGAGGUGCGGGAUUUAGGGGGUCAGACGCUGGACAACCAGGCCCGCGCCGAGUGGAAAGGGGCGCUGUCCUCCUACGCCCUAAAAACCGCCUGGCUGCGGCUGCUCUUCAGCACGCCCGCCGAGGCCUGGGAAGACCGCCACCUGGUGGACCGUCUAGAGGACCUGCUGAGGAGCCUGAGGGAGAGCCUGCAGAGCUGCACCCUGAGGCACCUGUUUCUCGGGGGCGACGUGGGCCUGCUCCCCGAGUCCGUGGCAAUGCCCAAGCUGCUGAAGGAUACACCGCUGGCCAACCUGUGGGAAGGGGUAAGCGCGGCCUCCCUGGAGCUGGUGGCGGCGCGGCUUUCCUACACCUGGGCGCACCUUCACCGGCUUAUCCGACUGGGGCGGCCCCAGAGAAGCAGUCUAGGCAGGGGUCUGCACUGCAAACACAUAGAGGCCGAGUGAGGAGCCUCUACAACACCACUCCCAAUGAAUCUAACAGCAAUAUCUAUUGCCCAGGGUCCAGGGACUGGCUCCUUACUUCAGGGCAAUUGUUGGCUUGAUAACUCAUUCUAUGUUCAGACUCAUGUUUGCAGACAUUUAUAAUGCCAAACAAUGAUCUCAUUAAGUGAUAAUGUUGAUUUUGUUUUUUGCACUGCUAGAUACAACCAUUAUGUUUUAUGGAAUAUUUAUCAGCAAACACCGGUGCCUUAUAUAUCAUUAAAGAAACAGUCCAUUUGGAAAAAGUCUGUAAAAUUCAUAUGAUGAAAGUGUUUUAGCAUAGACAUAAUGCUGUGUUUUUAUACAGUUACAUAGAAAAAUUAUAUUUUAGUUGUUUAUUUUUAUAUACCUAUGUUGCAUGUUAAAGGGCAUUAUGCCAUUUAAAUGUGCAAGUUCUUUACCACCGAUUUAACAUGCAAGUACAUGACAAGUGUGAUUCUUGUGUGUUUUUUACAGACCUUUUCCAUUUGGGAGGGAACAGCCCUAUAUUUCUUUUGGGGUUCUUAAAACCAAAGGUUCAAAAAUGAUGAUCGUUCUGCUGAUCAAAGAUUGUCUUGAAUGUAUAGAUGCACAAAGUAAGCUUCCCAGGUACAGCAGAGGAGUCAGUACCUGCCACUUUUUCAUAUAUCGCAAUAUGCAUGUUGUUACAGUAUGUAGCAGUUGUUUAUGUACUGUACCUUAUUUAUCUUGGUGAUCAGGGCAAACUAAUUAUAGGAUACAUUCCAGCUUUGUUGAUAUAAUUGCUGUUUGCAUUUGGGAAACAUGAAGGAAUACACAAAAGCCAUGCUCUUUUUAAUCAGCUGUUUCAGGCACAAGAUAAUACAUUUCAGCGGAAGUAGCCUGAAUGGUACUGUUAAAACAGAAUGAUUUAGUUGGUAAUUAGUGGUAGCUGUUUAGUCCUUAGGGCCUUUCUGUUAAACAAGGGGUCCCUAUGCAGCUGGAAGACUGGGGUUCAAAGGUCAGCAUAGUGUUUCUAUAUGUGCAAGAAUGUGUUUCUCUCUCUCUCUCUCUUUCACACACACACCUGAAGACAGAUUUACUCACAGUCUCACAGUCCCCAUGAUGUCAUGGUUCCUGCCCAGUAUGUGUGUAUUGUUCGUGGGCAGAGAGACACAGGAAAACAACUCCCCUUGGUCUAAACACCACCAUGACUCAGAUGGUCCCAACUCACCUCUGAGUCUGCCAUGGUGUAGGGGCGAUGAUAGCCUAUGAAUUGUGAGUGUGUGUGUGUGUGUGUGUGUGUGUAUCCGUUUAAAACAGAGGGUAGAGGAAAGGCUCUCACUAGGUUAGCUCCUUUAUACUGUAGAGAAGUUGUGGAAGAUUAGUUGUAUAAUCAAAUGAGAAAUGAAGCCAUGGCCUUUGUGUGAAAUGAAUGUCUACUUGAAUAUGCUGUGUACUUGUGUAACAUUUAAAUAGGCUUCAGCAACUGUCUUAUUUUCUGCUCUCAUGCAGUCACACAAACCCCCUUAUAGUUUUUGAGGUGAGGGUGAAACUUCCUUUCACAACCUCUGUGUGUGUGUGUGUGUGUGUGUGUGUGUGUGUGUGUGUGUGUGUGUGUGUGUGUGUG